UUUGUCCUUCAUGAGCUCCUGCUGCAGUUGAUCAUCUUGAGUCUCCCUGCUGAUUCUGUCAGCUCAGGAGUCGGAGGCGAUCCACGCAGGAGAUCGUCCAGGGAAUCUGAUCUUCACUAGCACAGGUUUUGAAUCAGGGUCAACCAGCAAAAUGGCCACUGGAUUCUACAACAUCCAGGAACUUGCUCCCGACCCGAGGAUUGUGUCGGGAUCUAGAUACCGAGGCUAUCUGUACUAUGUAGCGCAAGCCGCCCUCUGGACCUUCCAGGCGUAUUUUGUGCUCCGUCUGGUGUUGAUCCUGACCUCCCCCGUGCGAACAUGGCAGAUGUGGGUGACUCUGGCCGUCGAGGGCAUCUUCGCUCUGUUGUCCCGGCAAGACCAGCUACUGACUGUAGCCUCCGGCCGGGCGCCGUCCAACUCGCCCCGGAAGCGGCUGCGCUUGCAAGGCGACGAGGAUCUGCCUGUCGUCGAAGUGUUGCUUCCCUGCUGUGGCGAGCCAAUCGAGGUCAUCUUGGACACGAUCCGCGCCGCGUGCACGCUUGACUAUCCCGUGUCUCAGUUCCGAGUGCGCGUGCUAGACGACGGCGGCUCUGCGGCUCUGUGUGAGGCCGUCUCCCAGCUCCAGGCGGAAUGGCCUCAUCUGUCGUACCACUCCCGGGGCCGACAGACCGGCCAGGUGUUCGCCAAGUCCGGGAACCUGAACUACGCGCUGUGGACGCUGCAGGAGAAGACCCAACCGGAGUUCUGCGCCAUCUUCGAUGCGGACUCCAUCGCAUCGCCUGAGUUCCUUCGGGCGACGCUGCCUCACUUGUUGGCCAACCCCGAGGCGGUGCUCGUCACCACGCGCCAGUACUUCUACAACCUGCCUGCGGGCGACCCCUUCUCGCAGUCCCGACUGCACUUCUACACCUGCCAGAACACGGAGCUGGACCUGCAGGGCCGCGCAAUCGACGCCGGCUCUGGGGCGUUGUUCCGGCGUCAGGCGAUUGUCGACGCGGGCGGGUAUCCCACUUACUCGUUCUCCGAAGACUGGCAGCUAUCGCUGGUGCUGCAGGGGCUGGGCCACGAGACGAUUCAGGUGCAGGAGCCGCUGCAGUUUGGCUUAGUGCCGACCUCGCUGGCGGGCCACAUCGCGCAGCAGAACCGGUGGCACAUCGGCCACACGCAGCAGAACCGCGUGCUCUUCCCCCCCACCAACACAACCAUGUCCAAGCGCAUGCAAUGGGGGAUUGUGUUGAAUGGAUGGGCGAUCACGGGACGGCUGGUCGCGCUCAUGGCGAUCUUCGUGGCCGUCCCGGCCCUGUUACUGUCCACAAAGCCAUUGAUCCCGUGCAACCACGUCAAGCUCCAGGUUGUAACUGCCAUGGUCCACGUCGCCCUCAGCUGGGCUUUUGCCUGUCUGCAAUCCGCGCACACGGAUUUCCAAAGUGCGCCAUUCGCCCAUCUGGAGAACACUUGGCUAGCAGGAGCACACCUUCUGGCCGUCCUCCGCUUCAACUUCAUUUCUGCCCGCCCGAAGAAAGGCUCGUUCGUGACCGGCAGCACGACCAACGCGUGGAAUCACAACAAUACCCCCUCCUGGCUGCAGCGACUGCAUCACAACCUGUGGCAGAACGGGAUCUGGUUCAGCGUGCUGCUGCUGUUCACGACCGUCGCGGCGUUCGGUCUCGCGGUGGUGCUGGCUGCACACGGGUCCAGACAGGUGUUCCUGACGAGUGUGGCUUUCCCGCCGAUGCUGCACAUCACGUACCUCGUGGUUCUGAGUCUCUGGGAGCCGGUGAUGCAUCUCGUGAGGCCGCCGGUGUUUCCAGACCGGAAGGCCGGGCUGGAGAUGACCAAGCGGGGCGUGAUGCAGCCGAGGGAAGAAGUGCGUGCGGCGUGUGUGCGGCAGCGCAAGUCGAUGCGGGGGCUUGUGUGGCAGUGCGGGGUUGUUGUUGCUGCGUUGGUUGGAGUGGGAGUUUUGCUUAAUAUGAAUGCAGAUGCUUAGGUGACUGCUUAGGAUGUUUAGGGAUCAUCUGGAUAAUACGUCUCGGGGUUACAGCAGAUUGCUGCAUGGGCUCUGUUUGUACAGU
Aspergillus saccharolyticus JOP 1030-1 is the source of this 2072-nucleotide messenger RNA. RefSeq names its product glycosyltransferase family 2 protein. The transcript is spliced from 3 exons. NCBI's taxonomy places the organism in Eukaryota, Fungi, Ascomycota, Eurotiomycetes, Eurotiales, Aspergillaceae. The coding region runs from base 152 to 1987 and encodes 611 amino acids. The record is from RefSeq and is a predicted model, not a curated record.